GUUGCAGCGGUCGCUGCAGAGGAGAGGGAGCGAAAGGUAGGAGGCUGGCGAGCCCUAACACUCUGGUUUUCUUUGAAUGCCUUGGCGGUCAUCCUGAUGGUGGCAGUGGCAGACCACGUCGUCGUCCUGAACGAGGGCAAUUUCGAGUAGGAGGUAGGCAAAGGAAGAGGCGCGCUUGUGGAGUUCUACGCCCCCUGGUGUCGACAUUGUAAAAAGCUUCCUCCAGAAUAUGAGAAACUUGGAGCAACCUUUAAGAAAACAAAAUCCAUUUUAAUUGGAAAGCUAUGAGGGUGCCUGGACUGCAGAAGCCCUUGUUGAGUUUGUAAACACUAAAGGAGGUACUACUUGGCCCUAAAUUUAAGUGAAGUCUUUUAGGUUUCCAUCUUUCUACAUACAUGUGUUUGUGAAGUUUAUUGUGGUCUUAUAGUUGGUCAGAGGUUCUAAGCAUCCAUUCAAAGAUCAUGGAAACAAGCAGACCGAAAAGAAAAAAAAAAUCUGAGGUUGUGUAGUGUUAAAAUCUUUUGUUGUAAAUCUGAUGUUCUUCUAGUUUGGUAUCCUGCACGCUAGAAUCUUAUCUUUCUUUUCUAUCUGUAUAGAUCUUGAGAAGUCCGGUGUGUAUCUAUUUAUGUGUAUACGCUACAUGCAUGCAUGAGUGCACAUGUAUAUGUGUAGAAAUGUAAAUGACUUGAAUACUCCAAAGUAGAAUUGUUCAAACUUCAUUUAUUCCAAUCGUGACUCAAAAGAAAAUAAGGACUGUUUUGAAGCCAGAAAAAGGCCAGCUUGUGCUGGCUAGUUCAUGGAGAAUGCAUUGUUUCAAGAAUAUGAAAUAACCUUAUCACCAAAUAUGGUGCUUGCAGGGUUGAACAUUCCUAACCAUUUAUUCUACAACCCACACUAAACCAUGUGACACAAGUUAUGCUUUUUAAGAAGUUGGCAUGUGUAAUUCAGCCAAUCCAAUUUAUCAUAAUCACUUAUAUAAAUUCCACACACACUUUACAAGAAGUGCAUGAGUAACUUGUCUCAUUCCUUGCUUCUCUAUGUUUAUGAAUGAAUUUGUGUUGCUGAUGUGUGUGUGUGCGCUUCCCUAUUUCCUUUUUUUUUUUCUGGUGGCAUUUCUUCUCCCAUCGACCAUCGUCUUAUGGGUUCCCUGUUUGGAAGCUGGCAUUCUUUACAAGUUUAAAACUUAUUAAGACCUUUUGUUAUGCCAUAAAAUAAACAGAAAAAUUAUUGGUGUUGCCCGAGUUAAUGUUGUCAAACCAUAAUUAUAGACUGUAGAGCAGGUUGGAAUGUUUGGUUGGCUUGUUUCUUGUUAGUAUCUAUCACAAAGACGGCAAGCUAUGUCAAUGGGUGUGAGGCGCAAAUGUGUUCUUGCGGGUGCCGGCAUGGCACAUCUCAAAAAACUUGGGUGAGGGGGUGUGACAAGAGUAUAUAUACAAAUAUAUGUAUUUAUAACAUAUAUAUAAUUAUAUGGUUUUUUUUAGCUUAAUCUGUUUUUUUUUUUUUACUUUUAUUACUGUAAAUAAAGAAAGAGAGGGAGAGAGAACAGAAAAAGAAAGAGGGAAAGAAUGUUAAAAGUGAACUGGAGAGGAUGCGGUUGGUGUGCAUGUCGAAGCCACACCUACGUCCGCACCCGCACCUGUGUCACAUCGAUGCGAAUGCUGCUCCUUUUUUGAAGAGACCAUGUGACAUAGGUGACAAGUGCCAGCACUUUUUGAUGCUUCCUUUGAAGGUCGGCUUGCCUUUCUUGUAUAAUGAUUGAGGUUCAUGAGGUUGGCACAAAAAAUUACAAAGUUGAAUUUAGAAACUUGUGGUAUUGUUGCUGGUUCAUGAUUGUGUUAGUUAACUUCAUAUGGUUUACACUGCACUGUUUUUUUUUUUUCUGAUUGUUCAAAAUUUGCAGAAAAAUCGAAAAUUCUUUACUACAACAUUGAUAAUUCCGAAACAAGAGACAACAUCUGUAUACCGUAAGACAUUCUCGAGCAGGAUUGAAAUUUUUAGCCUAUCUUGCUUUUUGAUAUCUUCAUUCUUCUAUUAUCACUAACUAUGAAGUUGCUCUUGUGCCCUUAAGUGUCAGACAACCAAUGAAGAAGAAAUUUUUGAUGUGCAAGGCUGUUGAAGCUCAAAAAAUAAACAGGAUGCACAGCUCUCUCGAUUAGUUUUAAGUCUACUCAGCCACGUUAAGCAAUAAAAAUAAAAUAAACAGGAUGCACCCCUUCUUUUGUUUUGAUUUUUGAUUUUGUGUUUUAUGUCUCGAAGCUGGUUGUAAGUUAAACUGCAAGUAAAUUUUGAUACAGAAAGUUUAUUGUGCCUAUUUUCAGAUUAUGCUUCCUGAGGCGAUUGCAAUAGUUAUGGCACCAACUCAUGUUUCUAGGAGGGCGACCUGCCGACUUGGGUGAUGUGCUCUUCCAUUAUCGUGAAACGUCAUAAGACUCAUAACAACCUCCCUACUUCCCUUUAUGAUACGCAGUCAUCUAGGCCCCGACUCUGGUCCUUCGGACUCCAGGCCGGAAAUGAAGCUCGGUUGAAAAUUCCGCCAAACUAAACGUCGGGAAGUAACAUCCCAUGGUGCCGCUGCUGGCUGUCGUUCGUCUUCUGCGCAUUGCUCCUCCGACUUUUAUUCUCCUUACCAGAUCUCCGUCUGAUGGAUUGCUACAAAUUCCGGGCUCCAUAUUCCUUCUCCUGCAAUGCUCAUUUCUUCCCACUCCUGCUUGCUUCUCCUGGACAAAUGCAGUACCUUGCUCCAGCUGAAGCAGGCACACGCACAGCUUAUCACGCUAGGCCUUGCCCGGCACGCCAUAGCUUCCGGUCGCGUCGUUGCCGUUUGUGCACUCUCCUGCUUCCCUGGCGGCCUGGACUAUGCGUACUCUGUGUUUAAUGACUGUAGAAUGCCCAAUUCGUUCAUGUGGAACCAUCUGAUUAGAGCUCACGUUCAGUUAAAGGAUCAUGAUCGUGCUCUUUUGCUCUUCAAUUCGAUGCGUAGGCGCGGUUUUCGGCCCGACCAGCAUACUUUCCCCUUUGCGAUCCAGGCCUGCUUCUCUCAGUCUAUGCUUCGGAUAGGAAUGGCGUUGCAGGGGUGCGUUGUUUCAGCGGGGUAUGAGCGAGAUGUUUAUGUGGUGAAUGCACUUGUUGGCAUGUAUGGUGGCUGUGGGGUUGUUGGUGCCGCGCGCCAAGUGUUUGAUGAAACGCCUGAACGAGAUUUGCCCCUUUGGAACAUCAUGAUCCGGGCUUACGUGAGUUCGGGCUCUGUGUGCAUGGCGCGGAAGCUGUUUGAUGAAAUGCCCGAGCGCAAUGUGAUCUCUUGGAGUUGUAUGAUUGAUGGGUGUGUUCGUCAUGGGCUGUAUAAAGAAGCGUUGGGUUUGUUCCACGAGAUGUUGGUGAUGGAAGAGGCGAAACCCAAUGAAGUUACUUUGUCUAGCGUACUCUCCGCAUGUGGGCGACUUGGUGCUCUGGAGCACGGAGAGUGGGUUCACGCUUACAUAGGCAAAUUUGGUAUGAAGAUUGAUGUGGUGCUAGGAACUGCACUCAUAGACAUGUAUGCCAAAUGUGGAAGCAUCGAGAGAGCAGAGAGUGUCUUUUGUGGCUUGAAAUGCAGGGAUGUUAUGACGUGGAGUGCUAUGAUCUCAGGCUUGGCCAUGCACGGUCAUGAUGGAAAGUGCCUGCAAUUAUUUUCGCUAAUGCAGAGAGAGGGAGUUAGGCCUAACGCUGUUACUUUUGUUGGUGUUUUAUGUGCAUGUGGUCACGUGGGGCUUGUAGGCGAAGGCAGACACUACUUUGAUAGCAUGUGGGAGGAGUUUGGGAUAUCUCCUUUGAUUCAACAUUAUGGUUGCAUGGUAGAUCUCUAUAGCAGAGCUGGACUCGUGGAUAAGGCGUAUGAGGUCAUAAAGAACAUGCCUAUAGAGCCUGAUGUCCUCAUAUGGGGAUCUCUUUUGAGUGGAUGCAGAACCAGUGGAAAUAUUGAAAUGGCUGAAUUGGCAUCGAGAAAAGUGAUCGAAUUAGAUCCUUUAAAUAGUGGUGCUUAUGUGCUUUUGUCAAAUAUUUAUGCAAAAUCCGGAAGAUGGGAUGAUGUCAAAAGUAUAAGAAGAGUUAUGGAAGAGAAGGGGAUAAAUAAAACACCUGGAUGUAGCUUAGUUGAGUUGGACGGAGUUGUGUAUGAAUUCUUUGCAGGAGAUGAUUCACAUCCUAUCAGUAUGGAGAUACAUUCAAUGCUAGAAGAGAUCAUGAGAAGGUUAAGAAUGAUCGGUUAUGUAGAAAACACUGCAGAGGUUGCACUAAAUUUGAACGAGGAAGGAAAAGAGCACGCUCUGCUAGUUCACAGCGAGAAGUUGGCCGUCGCAUUUUGUUUUGUCAGUACUCCCCCAAGGACACCUAUCCGAAUUGUGAAAAAUCUACGCAUCUGUGUUGACUGUCAUCUAGCUUUUAAGCUUAUGUCUGGGGAGUUUGACCGAGAAAUUGUCAUCAGGGAUUGCAACCGCUUCCACCAUUUCAAAAAUGGAUCCUGCUCUUGUAGAGAUUACUGGUAACUAGCGUUUGAGCUUAAUUCUGGAGGUUGUUGAUAAUCAUUGCUGGUAGUUAUGGGAAUUAAUCAAGUUGGCAAAGCUUAUUAUUUUUUCCUCUGAUUGAGCACUGGGGUUGGUUAGCCUAUAGGCGUUGUUUGACAUCAUAUGAUCCGUUCUAAAUUAUCGUAUUCUUGAGAUGAGGAGGGCCGUGAGAUGCUGCCUAUCAGUUAUGCUUGCAAGGCAUCGCGCUUGUUGAAGCCACAGAUGUCAGGAAAUAAUUCUGCCAAAUGCCAAUGUGAAUGUUGCCUAUCAGUUAAGUGUUGCACCGGUUGAUGUUAUCCUGCUUUUGAGCGUUGGUCUUAAUGUCCGCCAAUGCCCAUCUAUGUGAACGUUAUGCAAUCAGCUUGGGAUACGCUUGUUCGAUAGCUUUCUGCUAAGUUCUGCGGUUAUUCUGAUGGCCGAAACCUGCAAAUUUGUUCCUUCUAGAUGCCAUGCACAGGGUUCAACAAUUUGUAGGCAAGUGCAAUCUAUCCAGAACUGCAGUAAACUGUGUUUAAUGCUUCGAUUUGUACAAUACAACUUAUUUUCUUCAAUUUAUAGUUACCGAGGAUGCAUCUCUUACA
Nymphaea colorata (pocket water lily) is the source of this 5119-nucleotide messenger RNA. Its product is annotated as pentatricopeptide repeat-containing protein At3g62890. Gene Ontology annotation, biological process: RNA modification. Gene Ontology annotation, molecular function: RNA binding; protein binding; zinc ion binding. The record is from RefSeq and is a predicted model, not a curated record. The transcript is spliced from 6 exons. Bases 2685 to 4520 code for a protein of 611 amino acids. NCBI's taxonomy places the organism in Eukaryota, Viridiplantae, Streptophyta, Magnoliopsida, Nymphaeales, Nymphaeaceae.